AAGCAACAAAUCAUUUUGAAAUUUUCAGACGAUGACCUGAAUGUGCACAUAACUGAUUUGGAACCGGGUACAAAAUAUGAAGUUAUUGUUGUGGCGAAACACCAGGAUGAAUCUGGAAAUAUCAGAGAGACGGAAUCACGUGUCUCGCAUAUUAUCACUACUGGAAGUGCACCGCAAAGCGCACGAAUCUGGUGGUUAAUCAUCAUACUGCUGUUGAUACUGCUCUUACUUGUCAUUCUCUGUAUUGUAUGCGUGACGGCUCGGCAGCGUGGAGCAAAAUAUCCCGUAUCGGAGAAGGAGAGACAGCAAGGCAGACAGUCAAUAUUGCCCGGUGGUAAAGACAGAGGAUUUGGCGAAUAUGUUUAUCCGGAAGAUGAUGAAAAACGGUCACUGACUGGAAGCAAGGCUUCGGAAACUGAUUCAAUGGAAGAAUAUGGCGAUACGGAUCCGGGGCGGUUCACCGAAGAUGGUUCCUUCAUAGGUACGAAUUACUUGUCUUUUUCACUGUGA
This is a messenger RNA of Gongylonema pulchrum, 510 nucleotides long. Lineage: Eukaryota; Metazoa; Nematoda; Chromadorea; Rhabditida; Gongylonematidae. The record is from the annotation of a GenBank genome assembly.